Molecule: messenger RNA, 834 nt
Organism: Penicillium arizonense
Lineage: Eukaryota; Fungi; Ascomycota; Eurotiomycetes; Eurotiales; Aspergillaceae
Exons: 3
Coding region: 1-834 (277 amino acids)
Molecular function (GO): nucleic acid binding
Source: RefSeq, a predicted model, not a curated record
AUGGCACCGAGACUACCACUGUCAAAGCUACAUUUCAUCAGUGAUAUGAUACAAAGCCAGUCGCUUACCCGUUCUCAAAUGGCCGAGGCAGCAGAAUGUAGCGAACAGACGAUCAAAAACAUCCGCAGGAACUUGCGACUGUUUGGACAAGUUCAUGCCCCUCCAACUCGUAUCGGCCGGAGAAGAAGCAUAACACCACCGAUGAUCGAGGCCCUCUGUGACCAUCUGCUGGAAAAACCAGUAUUAGGAGGGCCCUUGUAUCCCAAGGCUGGUCCAAAAAGACCGCCCGACAGAGUGCUAAAGAGCAGAGUGCCGAAUUACGAGAAAUUUAUCUUCAAUCUCUCGGAUUUUGAGUCGUACCACCUUGUUUAUGUUGAUGAAUCUGGAUGUGAUAAACGAGUUGGUUUCCGACGGACAGGCUGGUCACCACUCGGUGUAGCACCUCGACAAGUUUCACAGUUUCACCGUGACGAACGUUAUCAAAUUCUGCCUGCAUAUGCCCAAGAUGGUAUUUUGCUUACUCGCGUCUUUCGUGGGUCAACGGAUGCCGCGUUGUUCGAAGAUUUCAUCGAUGAGCUUCUUCGUCAUUGCGGAAGAUGGCCGAAGCCAAAGUCUGUUCUGGUCAUGGAUAAUGCAUCGUUUCACCACUCUGAGCGGAUUUCGCAGAUGUGUGCCGAUGCUGGAGUCAAACUUGUUUAUUUGCCUCCGUACUCGCCGGACCUGAAUCCAAUUGAGGAGUUUUUUGCUGAACUCAAAGGCUUCAUAAGACGCAAUUGGUGCUACUACGCAGAUGAUCCCGACCGCGAAUUUGGGUCCUUUCUGGAACGGCACUAG